Cynocephalus volans (Philippine flying lemur) is the source of this 1157-nucleotide messenger RNA. RefSeq names its product mitochondrial import inner membrane translocase subunit Tim23. Gene Ontology annotation, biological process: protein import into mitochondrial matrix. The record is from RefSeq and is a predicted model, not a curated record. Lineage: Eukaryota; Metazoa; Chordata; Mammalia; Dermoptera; Cynocephalidae. The transcript has 7 exons. The coding region runs from base 137 to 766 and encodes 209 amino acids. Gene Ontology annotation, molecular function: transmembrane protein transporter activity. Gene Ontology annotation, cellular component: mitochondrial inner membrane; TIM23 mitochondrial import inner membrane translocase complex.
CGGCGCCGGAAGGUCAGCGUGUGAAGGAGGCAUUGGUAACGCGGGUCUGCCCGCUGUUACUGAGGAUCAACAGUCGAGCCGACGUCUCCGGCCUGAGGCAGCUUAGGGAAGCCGACGAGCAGUUUGCUGCGACACCAUGGAGGGCGGCGGGGGAAGCAGCAACAAAACCACAGGGGGGUUGGCUGGCUUUUUCGGAGCCGGCGGAGCAGGUUACUCGCACGCGGAUUUGGCCGGCGUCCCGCUAACUGGUAUGAACCCUCUGUCUCCUUACUUAAAUGUGGAUCCACGCUAUCUCGUGCAGGAUUCAGAUGAGUUUAUUUUACCAACCGGAGCUAAUAAAACCCGGGGCAGAUUUGAACUGGCCUUCUUUACCAUUGGAGGAUGUUGCAUGACAGGGGCUGCAUUUGGGGCAAUGAAUGGUCUUCGGCUAGGAUUGAAAGAAACUCAGAACAUGGCCUGGUCCAAACCAAGAAAUGUACAGAUUUUGAAUAUGGUGACUAGGCAAGGAGCACUUUGGGCUAAUACUCUAGGUUCUCUGGCUUUACUGUAUAGUGCAUUUGGUGUCAUCAUCGAGAAAACACGAGGUGCAGAAGAUGACCUCAACACAGUAGCAGCCGGUACUAUGACAGGGAUGUUGUAUAAAUGUACAGGUGGUCUUCGAGGGGUAGCACGAGGUGGUCUGGCAGGACUAACACUGACUAGCCUCUAUGCACUAUAUAACAACUGGGAGCACAUGAAAGGCUCCUUACUCCAACAGUCACUCUGAAGAUUUUGCCAACUCAUAAGUGGAGGACACUUCAGUAGUCAUCCAGAUCAAUUUAUAAGUCAGUCUGGAGUUAUCGUCUCUUCUACCUACAGUUAGUUUGAAAAAUUGGAGAUUCUGAUUUGCUGUGAAGAUCAUGGAUGUUCCCCAGGACUGGCACUCCUUCCAGCCCUUAGUGAGUUAAGCCAAAACCCUUUGGUGGCUCACUGAGUAAUGUGGUUCUCUUCUUUAGAGAAGAUCUUGCACCUGUUUUCUCUCCUGCCCUCUGAACUGGAAAACCACUUACUCCCAGAAUACAGGUUAUGCUUAUUGUACAUCACCAAGUUCGUUCAUUUAAUGAUCCGAAACUGUAUGUUUCCCUGUGUUCUUAAUAAAGGGUGAAAACAGAACCAAA